This is a messenger RNA of Salmo salar (Atlantic salmon), 3611 nucleotides long. RefSeq names its product delta-like protein C. The record is from RefSeq and is a predicted model, not a curated record. Gene Ontology annotation, biological process: heterophilic cell-cell adhesion; cell communication; multicellular organism development. Gene Ontology annotation, molecular function: calcium ion binding. NCBI's taxonomy places the organism in Eukaryota, Metazoa, Chordata, Actinopteri, Salmoniformes, Salmonidae. Gene Ontology annotation, cellular component: plasma membrane; protein-containing complex.
GGCACACGCUCCUACACGCAACUAAAGGUAGAAAGAAGUCCAGAGUGCAACUGCUCCGCGGAGCAAAAUGAUUUUAUUUUCGUUGUGAGCUCAAUUUCUAUUAAGUAUUGUCUGAAUACCAAACAUCUCACAAGAAGUGCGCUCUAUUUCGCACGUGAUUUUUUUUUUCUUCUUGUUUUGGGAUACAAGACAUUUUUCCUCUAUUGGAUAUCUGGCGCUGUCUGCUAUACUUUCAUAGCAGAAGAAGAAACACUUCCCGCAAUGGCUCAUUUGUUAUUCACGUGUUUUUUGGCGUUGAUAUCAACGCAACUGGUCGAGUCGUCCGGUGUGUUUGAGUUGAAAGUACACUCCUUCAGUAGUACCCGAAAUGUCUGCAAACGGUCUAGGGACUGCCAGAUAUUCUUCCGAGUCUGUCUUAAACAUUCCCAAGAUGUCAUCUCUUCUGAGCCCCCCUGCACAUAUGGCAUGGGACUGACCGAAAUCUUCAGUGCUGACCAGAGCGCCAUCUCCAGUAGCGCACCCAUCAGAGUGCCUUUCCAUUUCAAGUGGCCGGGUACAUUCUCGCUUAUUGUUGAAGCCUGGAACGCAGAGUCCUCGGACGGCCAGUCCACAGAAAACCAGAAUAACUUGAUCAGCCGCUUGGCCACCCGUAGAAGACUAGACAUUGGCGAGGAUUGGUCACAGGAUGUGCAUUUUGAAGAGCAAAGUGAACUUCGUUAUUCUUACCACGUUGUCUGCGAUGAACACUACCACGGUGACAGCUGCUCAGACUACUGCCGUCCCCGUGACGACCCAUUCGGACACUACACUUGUGAUGCCGCGGGCGCCAGAAUGUGCCUGUCGGGUUGGAAAGGAGAAUAUUGCUCAGAAUCCAUCUGCUCGUCUGGCUGCAAUGAGAAGCACGGUUAUUGUGAGGCCCCAGGCGAGUGCAAGUGCCGCCUCGGGUGGCAGGGACCCCUCUGUGACGAGUGCGUCCGCUAUCCUGGCUGCUUGCAUGGCACCUGCGGCCAGCCGUGGCAGUGCGACUGUAAAGAGGGCUGGGGAGGACUGUUCUGUAACCAGGACCUCAACUACUGCACCAACCACAAGCCCUGCACGAACGAUGCUCCCUGCACCAACACAGGCCAGGGCAGCUACACCUGUACCUGCAGGCCGGGCUUCAGUGGCAACAAUUGUGAGAUCGAAACCAACGAGUGUGACAGCAACCCCUGCAAGAAUGGAGGCAGCUGCGAUGAUCUUGAGAAUGACUACACCUGCACCUGCCCCCAAGGCUUCUACGGGAAGAACUGUGAGAUCAGUGCGAUGACCUGUGCCGAUGGGCCCUGCUUCAACGGUGGCACCUGCAUGCAGCAGGUGACCGGUGGUUACUCCUGCCGCUGUCCUGCCGGCUACAUGGGCUCCAACUGCGAGAAGAAGAUUGACCGCUGCAGCAAUGGCCCCUGUGCUAACGGACCGCCGCGCCAUCUUCCUGUUCAAGAGAGCACAGCACAACAAGGUGGCCAGUGCCUGGAUCUGGGCCACAGUCUGAUGUGCCGUUGUCGUCCUGGCUUCACUGGGCCGCGCUGCAAGAUCAACAACGAUGACUGUGCCCACAACCCAUGCCGCAACGCCGGUACCUGCGUGGAUGGCAUCAACGACUUUACCUGCACCUGCACCCUGGGCUUCACCAGCAAGGACUGCAGCAUCCGUGCCGAUGCAUGCUCCGUCUUCCCCUGCCAGAAUGGAGGCACCUGCUACACCCACUUCACCGGACCCGUGUGCCAGUGCCCGGCCGGCUUCAUGGGAUCCCGUUGCGAGUUCAGCCUCAAACCCACUGCCAAGCCCAAGGCAGAUGGUUUGCCUGCAGCCUUGGUUGUCUCCUUCGCCCUGGGCCUGGUCACCCUCACCCUGGUGGUGUGUGCUGUCAUCGUGGUCCUAAGCCAGAUGAGGCAUGGGCGGAAGGCCACGGCGUCUUCUGUUCGUAACGACCUGGAGACUUUCAACAACCAGCCCAUAGGUGGUCCCAACCCCCCGUCCAGCCUCCGAGAGAAGGAAGCCUUCCUCAUUCCUGGCGGCCAUUACAAGGUGUCCAAUAAGGAUAAAGCGCUGACCUCGGCCCCCGCAGACAAACAUGGAGACAAGGCGGCUUACAAGCAGAAGAUGGUUGACUACAACAUGGCCAAGGAGGAAGACUGUCAUGCGAAGAACAAAUUUGACCGGAAAAAAUCAGAAGGCAGCAUAAUGGUUCCACCAAUGAGCUUCCCUAAAGAAGGCUUGUACCACCCAGUCUUCAUCAUCCAGACUGAACAGCAAGCUGAACAGUGUGUCUUUGCUACUGAGGUUUAACAACAGUAUUCUGACACCAGGAGUACCUUGACCAACAAGGGCUUUGCCUGAACAUGUUUACAGUCUUUCAAAGACAAUUCAAAAGAAUUGAAGAGGAUAUAUUAAAUCAACAUGUAUUAUUUAAUAUUUAUUCAUGCUGCUCAUUAAAAAUGAACUUUUUCACAACAUUGACAAUGUUUGGAUACAAUACGUGAAAAGUGGGGGCUGGAGAGUAGAAUGUAUGUUCCGGCAUCAUUUGCACUACAUUUUUAAAUAUAAUUUGCUUUCCAUUAAAAAUGAACAAAAAUAAAACUUUCCUCGGAAGAGGGCCAAGGAUUCACCAAUUACAGAGAAGCAGGACUUUUUACUCUCCUGAUGCCUUAUCGAAAAGAAAACGACAUCUCAAAUAAUCUAGAGGGACCUUUUUACAAUCCAUGAAUAAGAUGCCACUACAAUCCACUUGAGAAUCGAAAGUAACAGCAAGGACAUUUCCGUGGCCUCUUCAUUUUUUUUUCUGUCAAAGCGGGAAACAAUGUUCUAGCUGUCAAAGAACUGAAGAUGAAUGUUUACUGAAAGCUUAGAUGGACAGUUGGCUAUAGAUAUUGUAGUCUGGAGUGGCCGGGUGUCAUAUCUAGGCCUUCUGGUCCCUAAACUGGACUCCCUUUCCGUUUGGAAAUGAAUCACCAAUGUGCCCAAUCUUUCAGAGCAUUACAUAUAUACUUAGGGAACUCAAUCUUAUCAAGUGCCUGAUCUUUAAAUAAUGCUUUGACUUAAGGAAAAAUGGUACUGAUCUUACACACUGGCGUUUUUUGUUUGAUACUCUCUUUUUUUACAAACACGCUAGAAAGUCUUAUUUGAACUGGUUGAAAGUCGUAGUACAUGUAAAUUGAACAGUUUUAUUUUCUCAAUGCCUUUCAAUAUACAAUUUCCAUGUUGUCAAACACCCAGUGCUUUAUGACAUUCCCUUGACCUGAAUGAAGUGUAUUGUGCAUAAAGACUGCUUCCCCGAUGACAAAAUAUCAUAUCGUUUUAACCGACAGUGCUGGAUCUUUUUUGCAGAAUGAAGGACUCCAAAGAGGGGUUGUUCUUUUUCAUUUGAAACCAAAUAGUUAUAUUUUUUAAUAUUUGUAUUAUUGUCCUCUUUAAUUUAACAAUGCAAUGUGUACAUAACCAUGAAAUAUUAUUUGUAUUUAAUUUGUUUGUACAUCAUUUGUAUUUAUGAAGAGAAUUGUAUAUAUGUCUAUGUUAUGUGCUUAUUGUCACAAAAUCUAAAAAAUAUAUUUUUUAAUAAUAAAUCAGAAAAAACA